Messenger RNA from Ornithorhynchus anatinus (platypus), 2525 nucleotides. RefSeq names its product N-alpha-acetyltransferase 40, NatD catalytic subunit (gene NAA40). Gene Ontology annotation, cellular component: nucleus. The record is from RefSeq and is a predicted model, not a curated record. The coding region runs from base 153 to 845 and encodes 230 amino acids. Gene Ontology annotation, molecular function: protein N-terminal-serine acetyltransferase activity; histone H2A acetyltransferase activity; histone H4 acetyltransferase activity. NCBI's taxonomy places the organism in Eukaryota, Metazoa, Chordata, Mammalia, Monotremata, Ornithorhynchidae. The transcript is spliced from 9 exons.
GAGGCGCGCGGCGCUUGCGCGGUGUGGGCCGCCGUCUCAGCAGCCGGUCCUGACGCCGCCGUCGCCACAACGGUUGCCGCCGGCGGGGGGGUGUGUGUGUGUAUAUUUGUGUGUGCAGAGGUGUGUGUGCAGGAGUUGGAGCCGCUGCCGACAUGGGGAGAAAGUCAAGCAAAGCCAAGGAGAAGAAGCAGAAGCGGUUGGAGGAACGGGCAGCUAUGGAUGCUGUCUGUGCCAAAGUGGAGGCUGCCAACAAGCUCGGCGAUCCCUUAGAGGCCUUCCCAGUGUUCAAAAAAUACGAUCGAAAUGGGUUAAAUAUCACCAUUGAGUGUAAGCGAGUCUCCGGGUUGGAGCAGACUACAGUGGACUGGGCUUUUGAACUCACCAAAACCAAUAUGCAAACCUUGUAUGAGCAAAGCGAGUGGGGAUGGAAGGACAGAGAAAAGCGGGAGGAGAUGACAGACGACCGGGCCUGGUACCUUGUUGCUUGGGAGGAGUGCUCCGUCCCUGUCGCCUUCUCUCACUUUCGGUUUGAUGUGGAGUGCGGGGAUGAAGUCCUGUACUGCUAUGAGGUGCAGUUGGAAAGCAAGGUGCGGCGGAAAGGUCUGGGGAAAUUCCUCAUCCAGAUCCUCCAGCUCAUGGCCAACAGCACACAGAUGAAGAAAGUCAUGCUAACAGUAUUCAAACACAAUCACGGAGCGUACCAGUUCUUCAGAGAAGCGUUACAGUUUGAAAUUGACGACAGCUCCCCCAGCAUGUCAGGCUGCUGCGGUGACGAUUGCUCCUAUGAAAUCCUGAGCCGGAGGACGAAAUUCGGGGACAGCCAGCACUCCCAUCCCGUUAAAUGAAAUCAUCCCCUAGUGUCUGUGAAGGCCUGUGGGUCAAUCACUUGAUGCAGAAGUUUUCUGCGGCCUCCCCGCACAUACACACACAAGUGUACACUCUCCUGCCUGGGGUCUUCUCUCCCUGGUGCCCGACACAACCCAACUGAGGGAUAGAAGCAGUCCAGCUUGUUUGGAAGAGUCAUGGAGGCAGUCGGGCGGUCAAGGCACCUGCUGAGUUGGGACUUACGGUUCCUCCGAUCCUAACUUCCUGGUGCUGGGACAUCAUGGAAGAAAACCAGAGGACAUCUCUGUUCCCUUUUGUCUUCCCCGCCUGCCCCAUUCCCCUGAAGACUUCUGGGAGAGACAACCAUCAGGAGGUCCCCUGAAGAGUUCUUGCCCCCCGUUUGUGUAUGGACUGUCAUUUUGCCGCAUCCUCCCCCGAUAACUUGGUGCUGAUAUCUCUCCGAAGGUGGGAACUCCUUCCUUCCCACUCCCCUCGGAGAGCCCCUGGUGGCCUGCAGAUCCACGCUGCCUAUAGACUCUCACCUCGCCCCAUCUUUUGCCUCAAUGAGGCAGUAGUGCCACUAUCCCAACGCCCCCUCGCUGCCCCUCGAGACGACGAGGUGCAGAUCUUCUAGGCCAUCCUCGAUCCGACCAGUCCUGGGCCGGAGGCGGGAGCAACCGUCACCCGGAGACCAGCCCACCCGGAGGGCUCCUCUUCUCCGUGGCUGCAUGUCAGCUGAGCAAUAGUCAAGGGAAGGAGAAGUGGAGGGGAGGAGAGCCGGGUGGAGCCGUCUUGUUGGUUGGCGCUCCCUGUUGUCCCUUUCUGUCUCCUUCUCCCCCGACCAGGAGAGGAGAUGAACCUUUUCCAGAAAAACAGAACUCGUGAUGUGCCCACAUCCCCCACUCCAAGGGUAAUUCUGCACAAUCCUUGAUGAAAAUGGUAAUAGGGAAGGCCUGCCUGAGGCCAUUCUUUCCCCCGCAGAUAAGGGGAAAGAAAAACUGGCUAGGAGCAGUUGCAGCCACGGAUGGGAUCUUCCCUUGAGCAGCUUCAUCCGUAGAUGUCCCCUUUAAAACACACAUACAGACACGUGAAGACACGUGUCUCUUCCCUGACACCAGCCCUUGAUCUACUGUAAACCCAGCAACCCAGGGUUGUGCCUGAGAGGUUUUUCCUUCCCCUUGCUUUGAUUCAAUCUUUAUCCCCCAUUCCCAUGAAAAAGAUGAGAUUUUAAUUUUUUGUUUUGUCUCUGAAGCUUUUACACUGGAUCUCUGUCCCCAUUUCCCCCAGUCCCUGGGGUUUCCCAGAGAAUCUGCCAAAGGGUGAAUUUUCCUUGCGUUUAGAAGGAGUUUGCUGGAGCUGCUUCUGAGAAACUAGUCAGAUAAAUUACAGGAGAGAACGGAGCACUGGGGCAUGAUUUGAGGUGUACUCAGAUCAUGGAUUUCCCAUAGUGCUGCCAUUCCCUCAGACCAAAAGACAACCCUACAGAAAUCCCAAGUAAUUUGAGUUGGUACAUUUAUCUGUGUGUCUCCCUGUUGCUUCUUCCCUCCCUCCUGUCUCUUGGGUCUGUUUCUGUUAAGCAGGCCCACAACCUGAAGGCUCAUUUUUUUCAAGGGGUUCUUAGAAUUCACCCCCUCUCCCCUUUUCCUUUCUACCCCUUCCCCUCUCUCUACCAUCCCUCCUGUCACCCCUCUCCCCAUCUU